GUGAACAGUUUUGUGGGAGCCUUCCACGAUGCUGUGAUCCUGUACGCCCUAGCUCUGAACGAGACGAUAGAGGCAGGGGGCAGUGUCACCGAUGGCCACGAGAUCACCAAACGGAUGUGGAACAGGACUUUCCAGGGUAUCACGGGUACAGUGAGUAUCGAUGAAAACGGGGAUCGAAACGCCGAUUACUCUCUCCUGGAUAUGAACCCCGAGACGCAUAAGUUUGAGGUGGUAGCCGAUUAUUUCGGCAACAAGCGAGAGUACACACCAACACUUCAAACUGGAGGCGGAGUUGGCAGACAUGAACUGGCGAGUGCGCUGGGACGACAUCAUGUUUAGCGGGCCCACCAGGGGGAAGAAACCUUCGGAACGACAGAACGGACACAUGAAAGACCUUCAGAACGACCACCUAGUUCGAUUCCACGGCGUGUGUAUCGAUAUCCCAAACCAGUGUAUCCUCACCGAGUACUGCCCCAAGGGAAGUCUGCAGGAUGUACUCGAGAAUGAUCAGAUCAAGCUGGACUGGAUGUUCCGAUACUCCAUCAUGCAGGAUAUCGUCAGGGGCAUGACGUACCUACACAGCACUGACGUCAAGAGCCACGGACAUCUCAAGUCCAGCAACUGUGUAGUGGACAGUCGGUUUGUGGUCAAGAUCACAGACUUUGGACUGCACUACUUCAGGGAGAAGGAGGAGGAGUUGGAGGAGGAUACCUACGCCAUUGAGAGAAGUCGCCUGUGGACUGCCCCAGAACUUCUGCGCAUGAGCAGCCCACCGGCCGCGGGCACACAGAAGGGAGACGUGUACAGCUUCGCUAUCAUCUGUCAGGAGAUUGUCUACAGAUACGGCGUGUUCUACCUGCAAAAUCUGGAGGUAUCGCCCAAAGAAAUCACGGACAAGCUGAAGACGGGCAUGAAGCCUUACUUCCGGCCCACGCUGGAGGAGUUUGACUGUCCCAACGACGAGCUGGCUGGGGUCAUACGUCGGUGCUGGUCCGAGGAGGCCGCUGACCGGCCGGACUUCCAGUCCCUGAGGACCAUCAUCAAGAAGAUGAACAAGGACGGAGACAAAGGCGACAUAUUGGACAACCUUCUCUCCCGUAUGGAGCAGUACGCCAACAACCUGGAGGCUCUGGUGGAGGAAAGGACGUCCGACUACCUACAGGAGAAGAAGAAGGCUGAGGAACUCCUCUAUAACAUGCUGCCCAAGUACGUGGCCUCCCAGCUGAUACGAGGCGAGACGAUCAGCGCUGAGUGGUACGAUGGGGUGACUAUCUACUUCAGCGACAUAUGUGGCUUCACUGCUCUCUCGGCUGAGAGCACACCCAUGCAGGUUGUUGACUUGCUCAACGACCUGUACACCUGCUUUGACUCUAUUGUGGAGCACUUUGACGUCUACAAGGUGGAGACGAUCGGCGAUGCCUACAUGGUGGUAUCCGGACUUCCGGUGAGGAACGGUAACUUGCACGCGCGCGAAAUUGCCCGCAUGUCCCUGGCCUUGCUCGACGCCGUCUUCAAGUUCAAGAUCCGACAUCGGCCCGGGGACCAGCUCAAGCUCAGGAUUGGCAUCCACUCUGGCCCGGUGUGUGCCGGUGUGGUGGGUCUCAAGAUGCCCCGCUACUGUCUGUUUGGUGAUACCGUCAACACCUCCUCUCGUAUGGAGUCCAACGGAUUGCCUCUCCGGAUCCACGUCAGCCCAGACACUGCGACCAUCCUACAGCAGUUUGACACAUUCCACUUAGAGAUGAGGGGCGCUGUGGAGAUGAAGGGCAAAGGGGCCAUCACCACCUUCUGGCUCCUAGGGGAAGACAACUCUCCUUACAACAUCCGCCAACAGGGCUGCAACGAGCCGGCAGACAAAUGUCUGUCUGUGGGAAAGUCUGCCUCUUCUAAACACUGACAACAGACUACACUUAUUAUCCCUCACUUAUUUCGAUUUUUUUCCUUGUUUUUUUUUUUUUUUUUUUUUUUUUUUUUUAAACAACCCGCACCCCCACCCCCCACCCUACUCCUAACCAACGGUUCCCAUGAUCUGCAUGAUGUUGGCCCCCUCUCCUUUCUCCACACACCCCCCCCCCCCUUCCCAGGGGAAAAAAACCCAAACCUGUCUUACUCUCCCACUCCUUCU
This is a messenger RNA of Aplysia californica (California sea hare), 2125 nucleotides long. Its product is annotated as atrial natriuretic peptide receptor 1. Gene Ontology annotation, cellular component: membrane. Gene Ontology annotation, molecular function: protein kinase activity; guanylate cyclase activity; peptide receptor activity. Lineage: Eukaryota; Metazoa; Mollusca; Gastropoda; Aplysiida; Aplysiidae. The record is from RefSeq and is a predicted model, not a curated record. Gene Ontology annotation, biological process: protein phosphorylation; receptor guanylyl cyclase signaling pathway; cGMP biosynthetic process.